Molecule: messenger RNA, 2053 nt
Organism: Magallana angulata
Lineage: Eukaryota; Metazoa; Mollusca; Bivalvia; Ostreida; Ostreidae
Product: lipid scramblase CLPTM1L-like
Exons: 19
Coding region: 238-1854 (538 amino acids)
Cellular component (GO): membrane; endomembrane system
Source: RefSeq, a predicted model, not a curated record
UGUAGAGCUUUAGACUUGAAAUGCAGGGGCCUUAGGUUUUAUUCACAGUUCAACCGCUUACUUCUCCUCUCAUAUUGCAACACUUAAUAUGACUGACUUUAUUUUAAAAAAAAAUGUUUUUAAUCUUUGGUAUGUUCAUCAGAACCAAGCUUAAGUGACUGCAUGAAGAGGCUCAAGAGCUAGUUAACUCAAUAACCAUGGGGUUUUGUCUAUGAAUGAAAGAGAUUAGAAAACAAAAUGAAGCCAUCUUUCACCCUAAUCAUCUCGGCUAUAUUCCUAGCAUACAUUGCUCACUCUAUGUAUGUUAUCUAUGGAAUUUUCUUCCCAGAGCAGUGUAAAAGUGGGGGAAGGUGUAUAUAUCCUUAUUUAUCUAGGAAACCUACUCCCAAAUUAGAGAUUCUUGUCUAUACAUCAGCCAUGAAAGCUAGUUUGAAAGAGAGAGAUCUUACUCUUGUUUGGAAAAAUUCCUCACUAGAUGUGUCCAGUACUGUUGAAAACACUGUGAAUGUAAGCCUUCCAAAGAAAGUCAGAAAUAAUGGUACCAUGUAUGUCCAUGUGUUUUUGGUGCCGCCUGGCCAGGAUCCAUUUGCGAGUCAAUACACAGUCCACAGGUUCUCACCCAUCACCACCUACACUCUUCCCAAGUCUGAAGUGUUCAGUCUGAUGGGAGACACACAGAAGAAUGAAACAAGUUUGCCCACAGUGCCAGUCUCCCACUGGAGACAAAAGAUCACCAUCAAUGUGAUGAAUGAACACCUGGCGCUGGACAGAACGGCCAUCCCACACGACAUCUACCGAUACUUCAAGGCUUCACCAGAUGGGGAUUACUUGCCUGUACUGUUCAUUGAUGAGCUAAGCUUCAGAGUCAGGGAUUUACUGCCAAUUAACAAAAGCUGUGACCAGAUGCCCCUGAGUAUAACAUACAGCCCCAUUUCCGUCGGAAAACUGCGUUUCUGGACCCACAUGUUACAAUCCAUUGAAACUCUACAUAAAUUUGGUGUUGAAAAUGAGCUCCCAGGUUUCACUGAGAAGGAUACGGAUGAACUAAAGGGAAUAUUUGCAGACACCAAUUUUUAUUUCCUUAUGAUGACCUUCGCUGUUGCUGCCUUCCAUCUGCUGUUUGACUUUCUUGCUUUCAAAAAUGACAUAAGUUAUUGGAGAAACAGAAAAAAUAUGGUGGGCCUAUCUUCAAGAGCAGUACUGUGGAGGUGUGUGUCCACUAUCAUCAUCUUCCUUUACCUGUGGGACCAGGAGACCAGUCUGUUAGUGCUGAUACCAGCAGGGAUAGGGGCCAUCAUAGAGGUCUGGAAAGUGAAGAAGGCUUUCAAGAUGUCUUUGGAAUGGAGUGGAUUGACACCCAAACUCUCGUUUGGACAGACGUCAAAGAAAGAGCAAGAAACAGAAGCGUUUGAUUCACAAGCCAUGAAGUACCUGUCCUAUGCCCUACUGCCAUUAUGUAUUGGAUUGGCUGUCUACAACCUAUUAUACACCCCACACAAAAGCUGGUACUCAUGGUGUAUAGAAAGUCUAGUCAAUGGUGUCUAUGCCUUUGGGUUCCUCUUUAUGUUGCCCCAGCUGUUUGUUAAUUAUAAGCUCAAGUCAGUAGCCCACCUGCCUUGGAGGGCCUUCACUUACAAGGCCUUCAAUACUUUCAUUGAUGACAUUUUUGCAUUCAUCAUCACCAUGCCCACGGCUCACAGACUUGCCUGUUUCAGAGAUGAUGUUGUUUUCUUCUUUUAUCUGUAUCAGAGAUGGUUGUAUCCGGUGGAUAAAUCUCGGGUGAAUGAGUUUGGAAUGAGCUUUGAGGAUGAGAAGAGCGAGGGCAAGCCUCUACACAAGAAGAAAAAGGAUUAAAUCCAUCAUUAGAUUCUACAAAUAUAGUCAUUAUUUAUUUUGAUUUUAUCAGAAUAUUUAUAAGUCUUUUUAUGUAUGAUUAGUUUUAUUGGAGUUUUCCUGAUGGAUGAAUUGUAUUAGCCGAUGGAUGAGUCUGUACCAUGAUCAGUUGUUGUCAAGGAUAAAGUGUUAGAAUGGGUUAUAGUCAACCAGUGCUGUG